Molecule: messenger RNA, 3942 nt
Organism: Amoebophrya sp. A120
Lineage: Eukaryota; Dinophyceae; Syndiniales; Amoebophryaceae
Source: the annotation of a GenBank genome assembly
AGCUGCUUUAAAAUCAUGUAGCCCGCUUCGUUGAGAGACCGUCGUCUUCGUUUUUCUCAUUUCACUUCAUUUGGCGCAAGAGAAUGAAUUCAUAGCAGAGUCUUCUUUUGAGGAAGACAAGGAUAUAUUGACAAGGAUGGCGAGUGCGCCGGGAGUGGUCGUCCUUGGUGCUGCUGUAUCCACUGCAAACAUGUCUGGGUCUGGAAAGUUGUGAUGCAAGUCAGUGAAUAGCGAGCACGCUGUACUAAUGCGGCACCGCCAAGCAUGACAUAUUUUUAUUUUAUAUUUUUCCGAGGCUCUGUGUUGCAUAUUCCGCAUGAGGAACAGCGUUUUAUUUGCAUGACAAACGCGCAAGAGAGUUGGCCACACAAUACAACAAUGUUUAGUGCUUGUGCUAUGCCAGACUAGCAUGGGAGUUCUCGUCGCAUUCACUCCAGAUUAACCAGAGAUGUUUGCAAUGCAUAUGCUAGUUCCGCUGGUGGACCCCCUGCCGCGGCGGCAGCGCCGGGCACUCUGGCCACCAGCACGGGCGGCGCUCCUAUAACCCGCUCAGGUGUUACAAUCUCAUAACGUUACAACAGAGUCUGAGACUUGUCUUGCAUAAUGACAAUGAGCGUGACAGACUCGCAGAGCGUUCCAUUUUGUGCAAUACAAACUUGUUCGCCAGAUGAUUGUAGUGCGGUUUGGGACCACUUCGGAACUUGUCAUGCGCAAUCCUAGGAGAGUUGGCUAGAUAGUGCACCUAUUGCGUCACAGAUUUGCAUAUUCUAUUGUAAUGUUUGAGAUUGUACCACCUGAGUGGGUUAUAGCUCCCUUGCAGAGUUUCGAACUUUCGGAGGCUGAGCUUUCCCAUCUUGUCAACCUCGCACGGGUAUGAAUUGCAAAUAUGUCUGGGGCUGGAAUGAUGCAUUUCUGUAAUGCUAAGUGCGGAUCAUACCAAAAUAAAAUCUGUGUUGCAUGAGCGACAAACAAAGCUUUCUGCCUCCUGCGAUGCAAAGAGCAAGUUUCUCAUGCGGGAUAGGGGCAUCAAAAAGCCUGUGCGCAACCUGUGAUACUUUUGGGCGCAUAUGACGCCAUAAUUUGUGUGGUGCAGACGUUGCAUGACAAACAGGACCAUUCUCCCAGACCCAGACCUAUCUGCAGUGGAUAAAGGGACCAGGACGCAGCCUUCAAGGCCUUUCUUCGUGUAUCCUGUGCAAAAGUAUCGUACUCGUACUAAUUGCAAAUAUGCAUGACAAAUUCCUAGAGACAUAGAAUAUAUGGGCGAGACUAAUCCCUAUAGACAUAGACUAACUGCAAAUAUGCAUGACAUAGAAUAUAUGGGCGAGAGCCCUGCAAGACCGGGCGACGAAUGUAAGUCCAGACGGGAAAAACGCCAAAGAUACCCGCGCCUUCUGCUUAACUGUGUGAAUUAUUGUGUCGGCCCGGUCCUGUUUAGUCGCAGGUCGGUGUCCGUGAGAUCAGAACUCACAUGUUAAGUAACGCACGCCGGCUCCUAGCUUAGAAAAAAAAUGAUGAAUUUAUAUGCACUUAUCGCCCUACGGAGACUGUGAUCUGACCUCCCUCUACCUCAUCUGGUGGACGUCUGCCGCGGCUUACGGCUCUGGACGUUAACUAGGAUCGAGUGCGUUGUGCGGGUUUAGGGUUUUGAAACAUAAUUUUGUAUCUCCCACUGUUGCAUGCACCUGCUGCAAGAACUUGUCAUGCAAAACAACCUCCGGGUUGUUCCCGCGCUUCAGGAGUAGUUCUGUUGCGUGAGGGCGGCAGAAGAUGAAAAAAGGUGUUGGUUUAGGGGGUUGAAAAUGUUUGUGCAUGUGUAAUGCAAAAGAUGAAAAAGAUUCGCGCGUGGGAGCGCAUUUUUAAGCACAACGGGCGGGUGCCGUUCCCGCCGUCACACAAUCACAUACAAUACAAUAUGCGAAUGGGGCCCAAUCAAAAAAAAGAAUAUGCAUGACAAAUCUUCUUCCUAUGGUAAAACAGCAUGACAAAUUGCACUUCUCUUCGUGCCAAAAUUUGUAAUGCAAUUUAUACGUAGAAGUAGUACGAUACAAUACUUUUGCAAUGCAUAUCGCGCCGGUGGCGCAGAAAGCAGGUUUGCGCAAGAUGAGCUGGGACCAGCACAAGGUCAAGUAGACCUAGCGCGACCCAAUCGUCCCGUUAGAGACCAUAUCAAAUGCAACAAUGUCUGGGUCUGGAAAGUGGUAACUUGUGAUGCUGUCUAUGGAUUCCAAAAAAAUCUGUAUUGCAUGACUAGCAAAAGGAGUCCAGUUUGUGCUACACGGGGAGGGCAUUUCUCAUGCGGAAUAAGCAUCAGGAAGCCUUCUAAAGAUCUGGCACGCUAGGGCAUGCAUUACAGGCGUCAUUGGUCAUGCCAGACAAGCAUGACAAACCCGGUAACCUUACAGACCCAGACAUUUUUGCAUUUGAUAGACCUGAUGGGUGCGCGUGCGUCUUCGGCCGACCUGCAAGAAGAGGCUAGCUGCAGGAGUACUACUUCUACUAGAGCCAUCCAUCCUUCAUCCUCGAACACUCUGCCGCCGCAUUAUCCCAGCAAGAAAAAAAUGUCACAGUUGGUUCUACAUUGGUUGCAAGUUCAGCAACGCAGACUUUCUCUGUGUGACACCAGAGAAAUCUUCUUGGAUGAAUUAUGCAGCGAUCAAAAAUGAAGAGGAGUACACACGUACGUAUGACACUACUAGGCUCCUGAGCAACAUAAUUAAUUGAUUUCUCUGUCCUGCAUGACAGAUCUUGUUUAUCUUGGUUGGCCCGCAACACAAUGUGGAGUAACUGUUUACACUUUUUUCUUUGCAUACUCCUGCUUCAUCCUCCUCCGGUGGGAACAUCGUCGAUCAGCCUCCUUUAGGCAUUAUAAACAAAGCAUCGGACUUGAUGUACCCUACCAAUUGCGUUCAUGAAUGACAUCAGAUACUUAUGGCCUCCUUUUUGAUUUUUAGCAAGAUUAUUGUACAAAUUUCAUUUCUCAUCAACAUGGUAGGCGAAUUUGUGAUGCUGUUUCUGUUUGAACUUAGCACGAUGCUUUUGCGUUGCAUAUCUUUUCGGCGGGUACGCCUUGCAACUUCUCUAUUUGCGCUUCAAGGAGCACCAGAAGUGGUCGCAGCAGCAGGCGAGGGCGGGUAGUUGUGGCAGUAUUGGUACGAAAAGCAAGUUCGGGAAGACGUCGUCGAAAAGCAGCCUGCUGUCCACGCAGGAACUGUCCGCUGCUAGGAAAAGAUAUCCACUGCAAAUAUGUCUGCUGGGUGUGGAAGUGUGUACGUGUAGACAUUUGUCGUGCUGUUUUUGGAUCUGACAGAAGGUCUGGAAUGCACGCAUUACAUGAGAAGUUCUACUGCGGAGGCUUUCUCAUGCCCAGCCUGCAUGAGAAAAGACGUCUCCGGGAUAGUAUGUCUCUUUUGCAGACUAUGCAAGACAGAUUUUUCUGUGUUUCAAAAUCCGCAUAUAGAAGUUUACAUCCCUCCAGACCGAGACAUAUUUGCAAUGCAUAAAACGAGUGCCAGCACAACUUCGCCUGCUACCGCCGGUCGUCCCGGUCCGGAAAGCGAGGCGGAGGUGGACUCACCGGCAAUAUGACAGUGCACAACGCUGCUCCCUCGUCCCGCUCGUUUGUCAUGCAAAAUCCACCAACGUCCACAGUAAGUUGAAGUUCAUCUUGCCUUCACGGACUGUCUGCGGGACAGGUUCAUGAACUCUCGAAAUCGUGUCCUCUUCUCACUCCGGUGCGGUCGUGCAGAUUUGUCAUGCAGACGAGGCUCUCUGGCGGGACGUCCUGCCCGUAGAUCAUGCGGACGAGACCGCAUGACAUUCACCUUGACCGAUGCUUGUGUUGCUGCUGAUGCCCACCUUCAAAUGGGGGGGAGUGGGGACGAGGUCGUGCACUCUCAUACGCAAGCCGUGCCAGCUACGAAGGGGGAGCAGCCUCAAUAA